Messenger RNA from Monomorium pharaonis (pharaoh ant), 4351 nucleotides. Its product is annotated as putative inorganic phosphate cotransporter. The record is from RefSeq and is a predicted model, not a curated record. The transcript has 4 exons. Gene Ontology annotation, molecular function: transmembrane transporter activity. The coding region runs from base 722 to 2203 and encodes 493 amino acids. Lineage: Eukaryota; Metazoa; Arthropoda; Insecta; Hymenoptera; Formicidae. Gene Ontology annotation, biological process: transmembrane transport; monoatomic anion transport.
UAACUAAAUAAGUUCAGUGUAUUUCAUCUAAAUUAUUCGUUAUUUCGUUGAUAAUAAAAAGGUUUUUCCCAGUGCAAAUACAUUGCACAAUCUGCAGACUUUUCCGCAUUAUUUUUUCCAGCGUCCGAAUUAAUUUCGUGGAAAAUGUUCGCAAAUCGCGUUAAAGUCCAGAAUCGGCACAUACUUUUGCUCAUCUCUUUCGAAACGCGUUUUUCCCUCAGGGAAAGACGCAUCCCUCUCCACCGUCGGGCGUGGCGUCAUCGUCGCGUGGCAAUGUGAGGUUCAACGGCUGCCCGGGAAAAACAGUCUGAUACGGCCGGUCCCCGGUGUUUCUUUCAAUCAAUCAGAAAAACAUCGCGGCAGCGCGUGCACGCGGCCAAUUCACGGCCGGGACCGAGGCUUAUCGCCUCCUCGCCGUCGCUCUUACCUCGCGUUUCUCUGUCUUCCCCACCCUAGUUAAACGCGCGAGACGAGCACGACAUGCAGAUAUAAAAGCGAACUUAACGGGGGUGUCGAAUCCAGUCGCUCGCGACACGUGUGUCCCUUGACUUCGGCGAGGACGACGAGGAAGGAGAAGGAGGAGGUUUAAUCCUUCGCGUCCCUCGUAGGGCGAAAGGACGACCUCGAGCACAGAGGGAUAGCCAAGAGCCACCGUCGUUUCUUCUAUUUCAGCUCCGGAUUUCAACGACUAUCCCGAGGAUAAUUAACACCCCUCACAAAGAUGAUCUCUGCGUGGAAAGCGUGCUGCGGCCGAUUAGCGCAACGAUGGAUAUUCGCUAUCAUGGGAUUUUUGGCGAUCCUGAAUGCCUAUACCAUGAGAAUCUGUCUCUCGAUCACUAUUACAGAGAUGGCGAUUCCAAUAGAGCAUAAUUACACAGUCGAUCACACUUGUCCUGCGGAACCAUCAAUUAAAAACGAGACUAAGGUGGAUCCCAAUCGAUACGACUGGGAUGAACGUACACAGGGUCUUAUUCUCUCGUCCUUUUACUGGGGUUACGUCAUCACGCAUCUGCCGGGCGGGAUGCUAUCUGAAAGAUUCGGUGGCAAGUACACCCUCGGUGUCGGCAUCCUCUCGACAGCAAUAUUCACCUUGCUGACACCGGUAGUGGUUAAAUGGGGUGAGGCAACCGGUCUGAUCGUGUUGAGGAUUCUCAUGGGUCUUGGCGAGGGCACGACCUUCCCGGCGUUAAACGCCAUGUUGGCGCAGUGGACACCGCCGGAAGAGAGGUCGGUGAUCGGCUCGCUAGUGUUCGCCGGAGCCCAGCUGGGCACAGUGUUCGCCAACGUGGUGUCCGGCUUAAUCCUGCACGAUUUCGAAUGGCCCACGGUCUUCUAUGUAUUCGGCGGCAUCGGUGUGCUGUGGUUCGUCGUGUUUGUCCUAAUCUGCUACAACAAUCCGGACGAGCAUCCGUUCAUCUCCAAUCGUGAGCGCAAGUACCUGCACGAGCGUAUGAACGAGCACACUCACAAGACACCACCGCCCGUGCCCUGGCGACACAUGCUGCGCUCGGCACCCGUCUGGGCCUUGAUCACCGCCCAGAUCGGCCACGACUGGGGUUUCUUCACUCUGGUCACCGAUCUGCCCAAGUACAUGAGCAGCGUGCUUAAAUACACCAUCAAGAGCAACGGGUUUGUCUCAGCGUUGCCCUAUCUCGUCAUGUGGUUCAGCAGCUUAGGGUCGUCCUAUCUGGCUGACUGGAUGAUCACCAAGGGCGUUAUGUCGCGCACCAACGUGAGGAAACUCGGCACCACGAUCGCCUCUAUAGGCCCGGGCGUCUUCAUCAUUGCCGCCUCGUACUCCAAAUGCGACCGAACGCUAGUGGUAACCAUGUUCACCAUCGGCAUGGCUCUGAUGGGUACUUUCUACCCUGGAAUGAAAGUCAACGGGUUAGAUCUCAGCCCCAAUUAUUCCGGCACCUUGAUGGCACUGGUGAAUGGAAUUGGCGCCUUUACCGGUAUCAUCACACCGUACAUUGUCGGCGAGUUGGCGCAUCAGCAAACGCUCAUGCAGUGGCGAACCGUCUUCUGGAUCGUGCUGGGCGUCUUCAUCGUGACGAACAUAAUCUUCGUCAUAUACGCUAGCGGCGAGGUUGAAUACUGGAACGAUCCCGAUUUCGUUAUACGAGAUCGGGAGGAGAGGAAGCUCAAGAAGAAGGACGAGAUGGCGGAGACAAGGGCGGAAUCGAUAGCGGAAAAAUCAUGAGAUUGCACGUGACACGGGCUUUUCCUCUUCGUGAUGUCCGAGAGAGUGUACUGGGCUCUCGAAAAAAACGGAAAAACAGCCCGGACUUGUUAACGAUCUCACGGUCAUCCCGAGACGUCGUUCUGACUCGCACUCUCGAGGUCUUCCACUUGUCGUUUUGUCGCGAACUUUUAACGAAGAUCUCGUAUCCACAUGAAGGAGAGAUGCCCGAGAAAAACACGCUUUGACAAUUAUCACGCAUAGUUAUUCAAUAAUAUUAUAAUUUAUGUGUGAUAUCGAAAUGCAUUUCACGUCAAUCCGCGUUAUCGCGAGCGCUCAAUGCACCGAUGGUAUAUAAGCAAGUGAGCCAUUUCGUCCUCUUGAAAAAGGAAAUAGUUAAUUAACCUUUGAUUGCCAUUGUGAGUCCAAUAAACACAUACAUCAACUUUAGCAAUGCAUAUUUAAAAAAAUUUUUAGCCGCUAAGUUAGCUGAGUUUUAAUUUUGAAACAACGUUGAUAUCUUAGAAACGUUAAUGUUUAUUCACAAAUUUUUUCGUUUCAAUAUUACUGCUGGUUUAAAAACUGCAUCCCAUUUCGAAAGCUGUAACUGGACAACGAUGCGACUGGGCAGAGAUGUGACAACCGAGGGUUAAAGUUGAUAGCGAUUGUAUAUAUUGCGUAGGGAUUAAGUUUAAAAAGUAUGUAAUAUAAAUUUAAUUUAACUAGAAUAAAAUUGCGUAUUUGUCACAAUUUUUAAUAAGAGACCUAAUUAUUUCUAACGUUUGAAGUAAUCGGGUUCUCUUUUGGGGCAGAGAAUUCGAUUUCACGAAUUUACUUGUGAAAAAACAAUCAAUUAUAUUGACGAGUUAUCGAAUCAUCCAAAAUACAAAUGUGGAACUUUCGCUCGAUUUGUUUACGAUAAAUAUGCAAAUAUAUGUCUUUUGAAAAUGAUUUCCUAUCGCACAGAAUUCGUAAAAUAUUCCGCGUCGUCGAGUAAACAAUGUCAAUAGAAUUCGAUCAGAAGUCGUCGACGGUUAGAAACCGUAUAUUUUACUUAAUCUCUCUUCACGAUAACUAUAUUGUUACGCGUCCCGUCUAAUUACACACGUGUUCGAAUUCCAUUUGCCACGUAGCAAUACCGUAAUUUUACAAUAUCGACAUUUUUAAUUGCUGUCGCUCAAAAAUUUCGAGAGCGUGCCAUGUAAAUCUCCGGCGAUUGCACCUGUAAACGCUGAAUUCAGUUGCGUGCCUUAUCGACGAACGGAGCGACAAUGUGCGUGUUCGCCAAUGAAUUUUGAGGCACAAGACGAUGCUUCUCCUCGCACCGGUCGCUUAGCGCGCGCGAUUUGCUACGUUCAUACACAUCGCAAAUAUCGCAAAAAUAUUUGAUGAGUUUUGCCCACCGACUUUUUUGCUUGCUUCUUAUCUUGCGUUUAUUUGCAAGGGUAACGAGCGCGUAUGUAUGUCUUGUAGAGAUAUUGACAGAUACGCGACGCGGUAGCUUAUGUAAAUCGCUAAUUUAGUUUUUGUCACGUCAUGUCGACCUAAUUAAUUCAUCGAUAAUCCACAUCGCAUUCCGAGAACCUGCUCCGCGAAAUCCAGAUCGAUUCAACUAUUCUCACUCUUUUUCACUCCCAUCACCCUUUGAUCGCUUUACGUCAGGGUUUGACUAAUUUUUUUCCCGUGAAGGAGAGUAGGUAGAUGGAAGGUAGAGGAUAAUUGUAAGCUUUACAGACCAGAAGACAAAAUUGAGGACAUUGUGUACAAGAUGUGCCAUAAGUACGUUUUAAAAUUUCGCGAGCGUGUGCGAGACAAAGAGGAAGGACAAAUGUUCCUCAACAUUAGACUGAAGAAUGCUCCAUUGUCAAAAGAAUAAAAGUGACAAUACAGUGUUUAUUUAAUAAUGUUCCUACAAGUGUUCUUCAUUGUUAACUGGUGUUUCAUAUAUAAUCUUCAAAACUAAUUAUCUGUCAAAAAAGAUAAAGAAUCUGAUCUCAGCCAUCAUUUCAAAUCUGUUUAUCUCCAUUAUUUCAUGAAGCAUCUUCGACCUAAUGUUCGUACAAACAUUUGUUCCCUUUUCCUAUCUAAAAACACGCUCACAAAAUUUUGAAACGUAUGACUCACCCUGUAUAACAGAAGAGAAAAUAAAUUUUUGGAUAAAAUUGUAAA